UACAUUGUAGCAGCCGCAACACAGGCAACGGGUGGCGAGCUGUUGUUGCAGUGAUACAAAUGUCUCUGCUUUCAAAACCAUGAAGGCAUGAACAUAAGAUUACGCGUCUCCACAACAACACUAUAAAAUCAUUAUUUUACCGAAUCGAGAGAACUGUGAGAAUGCGAGGUGUAUCAAGUAUAGGCUAUUGCUACCAACCAACGAAUACUGCGGACACGACGUUAUUGUACUGGCGGCUUGCAACGAGAGCCGUGCACCUCUAGAAAUCCAUUCCGCGCUAUUCUGCAGUAAAAUGCCCGUCUUUUAUUUUGCGUAUAUCCUCGUUGGAGAAUUGCAUUUUUAUACACUGAGUGGCUAAACGAUUGGCUGUAUCUUCUCUGCACUUACAUGUGAAAAGCAUUAUUCUCUUUUAAGGACACUCGAAGGACGUCUUUAUGACUGGAUUUCUUCUCGCGUCCUCCACAUUUUUUGAUUGCAUUGUGUUUACAUAAGUCUGGCCAGUAACGCCUCGCUAGUGGCUACAGUUACAGUUUUCAAAAACACAAUGGAAGUGUUAUUCAAACAAUUGAGGCUAUGUUUAUUUUCACACUGACAAAGUGGUAUAGCUGAUCAAAUUCUGGAGGAUGCACGUCCAGAAAAUGAAACUUAUUUUUGAAAGUAUUUAAGAAUUUUUGUUUUGUACUGCAAUGUAUUGUACAGAAAUUGACAUUUUCUGACAGCAUUACAUCAUCACUGUGCCAAAGGAUCAGGAACAAGCACGGAGCACGUCUUUAACCCCAUUUAUCAGCUGUCCCUGAAUUCUUUGUAUUGUUUUGCAAGGUGCACUAUUUACAGAUGCAUCUCGGACUUGAUGAGCCGGUGCGAGAAUGUCAGUAUAAUCCGAUCUGCACGCGCAACUCAUCGUCUAUGGAGACCUCGGGGCACAAAAAGAAGAGGACUCCCCGCAGGAAGUGGCAGAUCUUCCCUGGCCGAAAUAGAUUCUACUGUAAUGGAAGGGUCAUGAUGGCGAGACAGACCGGGGUCUUCUACCUAACCCUGAUCCUCAUCAUGGUCACCAGCGGGCUUUUCUUCGCAUUCGACUGCCCGUUCCUGGCGUCCAACCUGACCCCGGCCAUCCCGGUGGUCGGAGGGGUGCUGUUUAUCUUUGUUCUGGGGAUGCUGUUCAGAGCCAGCUUCAGUGACCCGGGAGUCCUGCCCCGUGCCACACCCGACGAGGCUGCCGACCUGGAGAGACAGAUUGACGCCUGUAAUGGCCCCAGUGGUCCAGGGUACAGGCCGCCCCCGAGGAUCAGAGAAGUGGUCAUCAAUGGGCAGACGGUCAAGCUUAAGUACUGCUUCACCUGCAAGAUCUUCAGGCCCCCACGGGCCUCGCACUGCAGCCUGUGUGACAACUGUGUAGAGCGUUUUGACCACCACUGUCCCUGGGUGGGGAACUGUGUUGGGAAGAGGAACUACCGUUUCUUCUACCUCUUCAUCCUGUCCCUCUCCUUCCUCACCGUCUUCAUCUUCGCCUUCGUUAUUACACACGUCAUCCUGAGAUCCAACCGGACAGGCUUCCUCAGCGCACUCAAAGACAGCCCUGCCAGUGUGCUGGAGGUGCUGGUGUGUUUCUUCUCGGUGUGGUCCAUUAUGGGCCUGUCGGGCUUCCACACCUACCUCAUCAGCUCCAAUCAGACCACCAACGAGGACAUUAAAGGCUCGUGGUCGACCAAACGGGCGAAGGACAACUACAACCCCUACAGCUACGGGAACAUCCUGACCAACUGCUGUGCUGCCCUUUGUGGUCCUCUUCCACCCAGUCUUAUUGACAGAAGAGGCUUCAUCCAGCCAGACACACCCCAGCCUGUGUCACACUCCAACGGGAGCAGCAUGUACAACUCCACCCAGCUUCAAUCUCACAUGUGUGACCAAGAGCACUGCAUUCAGAGCACCAAAUUCGUUUUGCAGGCUGCCGCUACCCCUCUGCUCCACAGCGACCCUGUCAUGAUGGGUGGAGAGGGACCCACUCUCCCUGGGAAGAGUUCCCUGGGGGGCCCCUGUGCCUCACUGACCCCCAGCCAGCCUUCCCUGCCCUCCUCCAUGCCCGGCCUGGGCUGUGCGGGGGACAUGCUGACCCUGAGGGACCCAGACACCCACUGCCACCACCAUCACUUUGUCAGCCCUGAGGAGACGCCCUCGCCCGGCCCCAUGCCUCUGACUCUGCCCUGCCCCGCCCACAUGACCCACGGGGGACACAUGAACCCGGCCCAGCUCUACGACCCUGCCAGCCAGGACUCUCUGCACGAGGACUCUGUCAGGGGCCUGGUCAAACUCAGCUCUGUCUGAGACUCUCCCCCUGGCUUUUUGGAAUCACUACUCAGACUCUGUCAGCGUGCCAAAUGAUACCCUAUUCAAUAUGUAGCACUACUUUUAAAAAGUAGUGCACUAUAUAGGGAAUAGCGUGCCAUUUAGGACGCUACCCCAGCCCCCCCGCUCCACACUGCCGGCUCAGUACCAAAGCCAUAAUUCCUGUUCCCCUAACAUUCCAUCCCAGCCCUCCCUCCCUCCUUCCCAUCCAGAUUUGUGCCCCCCACCUGUUGAGAUAAGCUAUUCUAGUGCCAAACAAACAGAGCCUCAGUCUGUCUCCACUGCACUUGACCGGGACCAAAAUCAAGCUUCUGAAUCCCCCUUCCUCUUCACAGUAGUAUACCUAGUGCCCUACCAGGAGUCUACCAGGCCUCGAUACAGGUCCAGGCUUCUGCCCAAGGCUCACGACUUGUGCUCUUUUGGGGGAAACCAUCUACCUGGACCAGGCGGUCAUUGUCCGGAAAUGAAACUGACUCGCUCUCCUCUCGUCAGCCAAACCGACGUACCAAGGCAGUUGCCAUUUUGGUUUGCUGACAUCCAAGGACACGCACAGCGGGACAAGGUCUUUUGAUUAGCUGGAAAGACAUGAAUCAGGUCUAAAUAUAGGACUUGUUUAUAGUUUGAUAUCUGUGUCAUGUGUCCCGAGUCAAGUGACACUCUUUUAUACAAUAGUAAUGGAAACAGCCAAGCAGUGUUGGCCCUGAACACAGAAGAUGUCACUUCCUGUUUCAGAUUGUGUCAACACUGUAUGUGUUGAUUGGUAGUGUUCAUCAGUCCGUUCCGGUGUCGGUGUGACGCUAGCCGCAUUACCUUUUUGUUUCGUUCAAAUGUGAUGCCAAAACAUCAUGCCUGCAUCCCAAAUAGCACCCUCUCUAUUUAGUGCACUACUUUUUACCAGGGCCAAAAGGACACUGGCAAAAGUAAUGCACUAUAUAGGCAAUAGGGUUCCAUUUGGGACAGAGAUAAUAAGUAAUGUGAUGAUUGUACCAAGAAAUUCUCAUUUACUUAUAUAUAUAUUUUUUUUACCCCUUUUUCUCCCCAAUUUCGUGGUAUCCAAUUUUUUUUUUUUAAAUGUAGUAGCUACUAUCUUGUCUCAUCGCUACAACUCCCGUACGGGCUCGGGAGAGACGAAGGUUGAAAGUCAUGCGUCCUCCGAUACACAACCCAACCAGGCCACACUGCUUCUUAACACAGCGCGCAUCCAACCCGGUAGCCAGCCGCACCAAUGUGUCAGAGGAAACACUGUGCACCUGGCAACCUUGGUUAGCACGCACUGCGCCCGGCCCGCCACAGGAGUUGCUGGUGCGCGAUGAGACAAGGAUAUCCCUACCGGCCAAGCCCUCCCUAACCCGGACGACGCUAGGCCAAUUGUGUGUCGCCCCACGGACCUCCCGGUCGCGGCCGGUUACGACAGAGCCUGGGCGUGAACCCAGGGUCUCUGGUGGCACUGCGCCACCCGGGAGGCCUCAUUUACUUAUUUUUAAUGAAGACAUUUGCAUAUUUGUAUGUACAAGAGUGGAUUUCAUUUAUUCAACCAGCCUGUGCAGUCACUUUUUACCAGGGCCAAAAGGACUUUGGCAAAAGUUAUGCACUAUAUAGGGAAAAGGGUGCCAUUUGGGACAGAGAUAAUAAGUAAUGUGAUGAUUGUACCAAGAAAUUCUCAUUUACUUAAUUUUAAUGAAUAAAUUUGCAUAUUUUUA
This is a messenger RNA of Oncorhynchus nerka (sockeye salmon), 4046 nucleotides long. RefSeq names its product palmitoyltransferase ZDHHC14-like. Gene Ontology annotation, cellular component: endoplasmic reticulum; Golgi apparatus. The record is from RefSeq and is a predicted model, not a curated record. Gene Ontology annotation, molecular function: protein-cysteine S-palmitoyltransferase activity. The transcript is spliced from 9 exons. Gene Ontology annotation, biological process: protein targeting to membrane; peptidyl-L-cysteine S-palmitoylation. NCBI's taxonomy places the organism in Eukaryota, Metazoa, Chordata, Actinopteri, Salmoniformes, Salmonidae. Bases 835 to 2325 code for a protein of 496 amino acids.